AUGUUCGGAACGUUAUCGGAAGAGGCAGAAGUGAAGGUGCCCGCAAGCAAAGCUUGGGCUCUCUACGGCACUCUUGAGAUAGCAAAGCACGUCAUCGGGAAUGCCCUUGAAGCGGUCGAUGUGAUUGAAGGCGAUGGCGGGCCCGGUACCAUUCUCAAGCUCACCUUUAAGCCCGGGUUAGGUUUCCCGUAUUAUUAUGAGAAGUUUACAAAGGUUGAUAACGAGAACAUGAUCAAAGAAGCUGAAGUAGUGGAAGGGGGGUUUCUUGAUGUUGGAUUUACCUUAUAUAGGAUAAGGUUCGAGAUCAAAGAGAAUCCAAAUGAUGAUAUGGGCUCAUCUUGUCUUCAGAAACUAACAAUCGAGUAUGAUGUUAAGGAAGAGUUUGCGGCCAAUGCUUCUUUUGUCACCAAUGAGCCUCUCCUCGGGAUUUUAAAAGUUGCAAACGAGUAUCUUUUGAAAUCUAAUUAACACAUGAAACGGUUAUCAUUUAUCAUGUUUAUGUGGAGUUUUUUCCCAAAAGGGUGUUGUGGAAAAACUUAAUUACCAAAAUGGGUACUUUUAGAAAUAUUUACCAAAAUGGGUGUUUUUUAAAUGGUUA
Helianthus annuus (common sunflower) is the source of this 598-nucleotide messenger RNA. RefSeq names its product S-norcoclaurine synthase 2. The record is from RefSeq and is a predicted model, not a curated record. NCBI's taxonomy places the organism in Eukaryota, Viridiplantae, Streptophyta, Magnoliopsida, Asterales, Asteraceae. The transcript is spliced from 2 exons. Gene Ontology annotation, molecular function: abscisic acid binding; protein phosphatase inhibitor activity; signaling receptor activity. Gene Ontology annotation, biological process: abscisic acid-activated signaling pathway; defense response. Gene Ontology annotation, cellular component: cytoplasm; nucleus. Bases 1 to 468 code for a protein of 155 amino acids.